UUUUUAGCAAUUCAGCAGCCCCCUUAGAGGAAUAUCCACAUCACUUGUGUUGACUUAUUUUUGUUCCGGGUUGAUCCUUUACUAAGCCAGGCUGCUUUACGAUUUGUUUUAGACAUGUCCCCAGAACUGACUCCAGAGUUCUCCGACCCUCCUGCCGAGUUCCCUUGCCGAACUUGUAACCGUAUUUACAGGAGUCGCGCUAGUUUGCGGAACCAUAGGCAAUCUCACACUGGGAAAACCACCUGCCCAAUAUGCAACAAAGUAUUUUCUGUCGUCAAUAAUUUGAAGCGACACAUGUUACUCGCACACCAAAGUGACAAAUAAAAUGGAAGUGACUCUAAUUUUUCUAAUAAAAAAAACUACGCAUUUAGGUCCAUAUUUUGUUUUUUGUUUUUAUUCCACCGAAAGAAACAUAUUGAGCUCAACUCUUCAAUUUUUGAUUUUACAAUUCAAUUUCACAGGAAUAAAAUAUUUUUCUGGGUUUCAGGUUGAUGUCUAUCUUUGCUUUUAGUCAAAUCGAUUAACCUCUCAAGAGUGAAUGUCCCUUCUUAUAGUUUGAUGAUCCCUUCCUACCUAUAGGACCUUAUCUAAAAGGCCUACACAUAUUUAGACACGUUAAUAAUCGGUUCGAUAGAAUUAAUAUGUCGCGUUAUGGCGCUGGACGCGCUGGCGUUGAGGAUGUGGGAGAGCUAAAUGAGAAGUUGCAUUUGAAAGGGCUGAAAAGAAUGCUGUAUUGAGAAAUUUUGAACAUGAGUUGUACAAAAAAUUAGCCACUCUUUAGAAAGGUAUACCAGAAGGGCGUGAACAAUACCACCACACAUACCAGUAGACUAAUUAUUGAAGUUGAUGAACAAAACAAUAGACAAAGAAGACAUUGGGAGUAUGGGGCGAUCCUAUUGGUUGAAACGAGUGGUUAUUUUAGACUGAAGGGGUAAAUGAUGGACUAACCUUGGACUCUUUUGGGCUGCUGCAUGUUAGUUAGUCACAGCCCUAUGUCCUCUGUGUAUAUAGCUUUGUCUAUCAAUUUCAAUAAUCAGCCUGCAGGCAUGGUUCAAGGUGGAGGAAGAUCAAGAAAAUCGAGCAGCACACGCUUUUAUAGACAACAAGUCUUUACGCGAUUGGCUGGGCUUUAAUCAGUGGAGCUAUCAAUUGCAAGUCUAUAGUCAUUGACUUUGUGGGUGAUGGCUGGAUGAUAGGGUUGAAAAAUUGAAAAAUGAACUGAAUCCAGCCAUCCUUAACGACUUGGUAGAAUAUAAAUGAAAAAUGGGAAAUUAAAAGAAAUACGGGUUGCGUUACUGGAGGGUGGAGGAACACGCGACGUAAUACCUAUUGGCAUUAAUUUUUGGUGCAGGAAGCUUCCAAAUAUGCAAAUCCCAAAGUUAAUUCAAACAGACAAAAUCUUGGAAUAUUGAUCUUAAAUUUCUGUGCAAAUUUGAAGUGAACAGUCAAUUUUCUCUCUCUUAACUCUUUUACUUUUAAGCGAUUUCACACACUUGAAGAACAAUUUAAGCCUCCAAUUGAUGGUAAUGGUGUGUGACAUCUUUUUCUUUCUUUUUUUUAAAAUGUAUGCAUGAUGUAUGAUGUUAAAACUUCACAAAAAAGUUGAACUUACAAACGAAAUCAGAUCUGUGCCAUCAGUUUUAAACUUUUUUCUGAGUCAUCGGGUUCAAUCCUCCUUUGAAACUCCUUUUUUCUAAAUGCCAGUAAAAUACUACAGCCUUGACUCACCGAAGAGCUCAUUUUUCACUUCAUCUUGGGGAAAUGUUGCAUCAGCCUCCAAGUGAAACAGUUCCUCUAAAUCUUGCUGCUCUGCUGUUUGUUCUAGAUUAUUUUCCUCGACGAAACCGUGUUUCUUCCGAUUCCGCCGAAGUGUUAACAUGUGCUUUUUGCAACCGCAUCUACAGAAGCCCACAAAGUUUAGCAAAUCACAUGAAAAGUCACUCUGGGAAAACCACGUGUGCAAUUUGUAACAAAAUUUUUGCCACCGUAAACGGUCUAAAGAGCCACAUGAUAUCCUUCCCUUACGGAGCCCUGCGUUUGCUUAUUCUGAAGUAUCCUCCUGUCGUAUCUGCAACCGCAUCUACAAAAGCCAUCAAAGUAUGAUGAAUCACAUGAAAAGUCACACCGGAAGGACCACCUGUAAAAUAUGCAACAAAGUUUUCUCUAUAGUGAAUGCUUUGAAGAGACACAUGAUACUUGUACAUCAAAUCAAUGUUUAAAAAAUAAAAUAAAAUAAAAGUGACUGAUUCCGCUGAAUACGGCCACUUCUUCUAAAUUUUUCUCUGAAUCAGACUGCUUCACGAUUUGUUUUAGAUAUCCUUCCCUCACGGAGCCCUGCCUUUGUUUCCUCUGAAGUAUUUUCCUGUCAUAUCUGCAACCGCAUCUACAAAAGCCAUCGAAGUAUGACGAAUCACCUCAAAAGUCACACCGGAAGGACCACCUGCAAAAUAUGCAACAAAGUUUUCUCUGUAGUGAAUGCUUUGAAGAGACACAUGAUACUUAUACAUCAAAUUAACGUUUUAAAAAUGUAAUAAAAUAAAAGUGACUGAUUCCGCUGAACCGGCCAAUUUUUCUGAAUGUUUCUCUGAAUCAGGCUGCUUCACGAUUUGUUUUAGAUAUCUUUCCCCAACGGAGCACCGCGGUCGUUUCUUCUGAGGUAUUCUCCUGUCGUAUCUGCAACCGCAUCUACAGAAGCCAACAAAGUUUGAUGAAUCACAUGACAAGUCACACCGGAAGGACCACCUGCAAAAUAUGCAACAAAGUUUUCUCCAUAGUGGGCGCCUUGAGGAGACAUAUGAUUCUCGUACACGGAGCGUUGCAUCAUAGAUAAAACGGAAUAGACCCGUAAAAAAAAAAAAAAAACUGCUUAGUUUUCAGAACCUCUUCCACUUCUCUCGAUUCAUCAAGUGUCAAGACAGAGUUGCCACAGUCAGGAAAUACCGGGAAACGUCGGAGAAUUUUAAGAAGUCAGGGUAAACCCGGAAAUGUCCGGGAAUUCGACCAAAAUUUGUCAGGGAAUUUCAUCUUCUACAUCCUGUGGCAACCCUGUCAAGAGUCCACUGGGUUUUCCUUCGUUGUACUGACCUGAAAAAUAUAGAAUAUACAAGCU
Bemisia tabaci is the source of this 3109-nucleotide messenger RNA. NCBI's taxonomy places the organism in Eukaryota, Metazoa, Arthropoda, Insecta, Hemiptera, Aleyrodidae. The record is from RefSeq and is a predicted model, not a curated record.